Thunnus maccoyii (southern bluefin tuna) is the source of this 1769-nucleotide messenger RNA. It is a transcript of the gene epsti1, whose product is annotated as epithelial stromal interaction 1. Lineage: Eukaryota; Metazoa; Chordata; Actinopteri; Scombriformes; Scombridae. The record is from RefSeq and is a predicted model, not a curated record. The transcript has 10 exons. The coding region runs from base 207 to 1253 and encodes 348 amino acids.
CUGUAAUUUUCAUUGUCACAGAAUGACAAAUUGGGCCUUUAAUAAAAGUUACCGUAGCCUGUUUGUCCAGCAGAUGACGCUAUUGUAUUAUAACACACCCACUCUGCUAUAUACAUGAUACCAUAAUUUAAAAAAACCAAAACGAAGCCACUCACUAUUAUCGACGUAAAUUGCACUAAGAGUAGGACAGCUGUACGUAAGCCUAUAUGGAUCCUUAUUACAACCAGGGACAAAGGAACCCAGCUGAACCCAGGAGAAACCCUGCUACUAACCCCAGAGACAGAAACAGGUCUUCAGAUAUGUCUGGAAAUGAAGCUACACCUGAUAAUUUCGACAGAAAUGCACCUGACAGCGGAAAUCCACAAGGGACAGACAGACAGGCGCAGUACUCAGGUGGAUUCACCAUGAUCCCACCAAAUGAGUCUCGCCGUAGCAAGAUAACAACGAUGGCUCAGAAAGAAGAGGAAGAGUUUCAGAGAUGGAAAGAGUCACACAGAGCCCCCCCAGUGCACCUGAAUCCAGAGAGACUGGGCGGUGAUGGAACAUUGGCUGAAGCUCGGAGGAGGCAGCUUACAGACUUGCGUUGCUCCAAACUGCAAAAGAAGCUGAAACAGGAAGAUUUGGACAAGAGGAGGAGACAAGAAGAGGAGGAGAAGUCACAGAGGAUGAAAGCCGAACAGAGAGAGAAGGCUGAGCGCCUGGAGGAGAAGAGACGACAGGAAGAACAGAAGAGGAGGGAGCAGUUCAGGCAGGAUCACCGCAGGAGGACUGAUGAUUUUCUGCAGAGGUUUGAGAGGAGAGCCCCGGGUCCAUUGGCAUCCAGCAGUGCCACACACACGUCAUCCGGGAGUGAGGCCCUGAAGACUAAACAGAGAGAGACGCCGGUGAAAAGUGAGAGAGAAGUAGAGGAGGAACGCAGGAGGGUGAACUCAGCCUUUUUGGACAAACUUGAGGGUCGAAGCAGAGAGAGUGAGACGGAGGCAAAGAGGGAGAGUUUCAGUCAGGCCUCUGAAGUGUUUAGACACAAGCCGUCCAACACCCCUGGACAACAACUACCCCCUACUCACCUGAGACCAGAUCCAGGACAGGACCGGGCAGAGGAAGCUGACCCACAGCCUGACUAUGAGUGGGACUUGAUGAAACUGAUGAGCAACUUUCCAGACUGCAGCAGAGUCUUCCUAGAGGACAUCCUUGAUCAGUGCAACGGCGAUUACGAGCAGGCCUACACAAUACUCAUCAGCUCGCUUAGUUGAAUUUAAUGUAUCUUUAAUGGGAGGCUUGUCUUGCUUUAAUAUUGUCUUUGAUGCUUUAUGCUGACUACACUACAAAAUUGAAUAUAUGUAUACCUACCUAUGUGCUUCUUGAAAUCUGUUUUUGAUUAUGUCAUUAAUCAUUGAGUGUUUGGUGUCUUGUAUCUGUCUGCAUGCAAGUGAGUCACAUAGGGUUUUUGCCCUGACAUGGAGUUGAAUUGAUUCGUUUUCACCAGUUUAGUUGAAGGUCAUCGCCAUGACUCAUAAUCAUCAGAUCAUAUUUGAGGCUCUUAAUUAAAUCAGUGUGUGUGCAGAUGGAAGAGGGCUCUACUCAAAUACACAAUGUUUUUUGUUUGUUUUAUAAUCAAAGUCACAUGUGAUGUAUCUAUAGUAGGAUUCUUCCAAAGAUGCAAAUCCAAAUAGGAUUUUCUCUAGGAAGGCGUUUUUGACUGGUUUGAAUUCAAAGUCACAGCAGCUUGAAAGGACUCCAAUAGUACUGAAUAAAAACCUUUUAGUGAA